UGCAAUUGCCUGAAAUGCAGAAGAAAAAUCUAGACACAAACUAUUCCACUGUCUCUGCUCUCUGCGUUUUGCUUCAUAUUUUGUUUUGUGUGUGAUAGUAAAGUCUUGAAGCUGGGUUCCUGUUUCUGAACUCAAGCUCAAGCAGGUGACAGUGGCGUGUGUUCUAAUACUAGAAAAGCUUGCGGAAUCUUGUUCCUUGUUUGCUUUGCAAGAUAUUCCACCUCUUACACAGACACCCUUUCGCCCCACGUUGCAUCAUCUUCAACUCUGCAACUUAUUGAAGAGAUGACAACAUUGUCGGAUAUAGGGGUUGCUGCUGCCAUAAACAUUUCCAGUGCAUUGCUUUUCUUUGUGGCAUUUGCUAUUUUGAGGCUUCAACCUUGGAACGAUAGGGUGUACUUUCCAAAAUGGUAUUUGAAGGGUUUAAGAACAGAUCCAGUUCAGGGAAGAGCGUUUGUAAGCAAGUUCAUCAAUUUAGACUGGAGAGCAUAUAUUGGGUUUUUGAAUUGGAUGCCAGAAGCAAUUAGAAUGCCAGAACCUGAGCUUAUUGACCAUGCAGGAUUGGACUCUGUUGUUUACUUGCGAAUUUACUUGAUAGGGCUUAAAAUCUUUGUCCCCAUAGCAUUCUUGGCUUGGACUAUUCUGGUUCCUGUUAAUUGGACUAGUACUGGCCUUGAAGGAGCCCACAUAAGAAACAUAACUUCCAGUGACAUUGAUAAACUCUCUGUUUCAAAUGUCCAUAGUCGAUCUGAAAGGUUUUGGGGACACAUAGUACUGGCUUAUGCCUUUACCUUUUGGACUUGCUAUGUUUUGCUAAAGGAAUAUGGGAAGGUAGCAUCAAUGAGACUUGGUUUUCUUGCAGCAGAAAAGCGUCGUCCUGAUCAAUUUACGGUGCUUGUUAGAAAUAUUCCAUCAGACCCUGAUGAAUCUGUGAGUGAGCUUGUUGAGCACUUCUUUUUGGUCAAUCAUCCAGAUCACUAUCUAACUCACCAGGUUGUUUAUGAUGCCAACAAACUUGCUAAGUUGGUUAACAAGAAGAAGAAGUUGAAAAAUUGGCUUGUAUACUAUCAAAAUAAACUUGAAAGAACUUCAAAAAGACCCCAAAUAAAGACUGGUUUCCUUGGCCUUUGGUGAAAGAAAGUGGAUGCUAUUGAUCACCACAUCAAUGAAAUUGAUAAAUUGUCAAAAGAAAUUGUUGUAGAGAGGGAAAAGGUCACAAAUGAUCCCAAUUCUAUCAUGCCUGCUGCAUUUGUUUCAUUUAAAACAAGAUGGGGUGCUGCUGUUUGUGCACAAACUCAGCAAACUAGAGAUCCUACACUUUGGCUGACUGAGUGGGCUCCAGAACCGCGAGAUGUAUAUUGGCGAAACUUGCCAAUUCCCUAUGUUUCCCUCACUGUCAGAAGGUUAAUCAUAGCUGUGGCAUUCUUUUUCCUCACUUUCUUCUUUAUGAUCCCCAUUGCAUUUGUUCAAACCCUUGCAAGUAUUGAAGGAAUCCAGAAAGCAGCACCGUGGCUGAAGCCACUUGUUACUAUCCCUUUCAUAAAGUCAUUCAUUCAAGGUUUUCUGCCCGGUAUUGUGCUGAAGCUGUUCCUUAUCUUCUUGCCAACAAUAUUGAUGAUCAUGUCUAAAUUUGAAGGCUUUGAAUCUAUAUCAUCUCUUGAAAGAAGAUCAGCUUCUAGACACUAUCUUUUCAAUUUUGUGAAUAUAUUCCUUGGGAACAUACUUACCGGAACAGCAUUUCAACAGCUGAGUUCUUUCCUUCACCAACCAGCGAACCAAUAUCCGGUAACAAUUGGCACGGCUAUUCCUUUAAAAGCAAGUUUCUUCAUUACUUAUAUAAUGGUUGACGGAUGGGCUAGUAUAGCUGCGGAGGUUUUGAUGUUGAAACCGUUAAUUUUUUAUCACUUGAAGAAUUUUUUCUUGGUGAAAACUGAAAAGGACAGGGAAGAGGCCAUGGAUCCUGGGAGUAUCGGUUUCAACUCUGGAGAACCACGUAUACAGUUGUACUUUUUGUUGGGUCUAGUAUAUGCUGCAGUCACUCCUGCUGUUCUUCCUUUCAUUAUAGUUUUCUUUGGCUUGGCCUAUGUUGUCUUCCGUCAUCAGAUCAUUAACGUAUACAAUCAGGAGUAUGAGAGUGGCGCAGCAUUCUGGCCUGAUGUCCAUUUCCGUAUCAUUUUUGCACUGAUAGUCUCACAGAUAGUUCUGAUGGGGCUUCUCACCACCAAGAAAGCUGCUUCAUCGACUCCUUUUCUCAUUGUUCUCCCAAUACUAACCAUAUGGUUCCAUAGGUACUGCAAAGGCCGUUUUGAAUCUGCAUUUGUCAAAUUUCCCUUACAGGAAGCAAUGAUGAAAGAUACAUUAGAACGAGCAAUAGAACCUAACUUGAAUCUGAAAGGUUAUCUUCAAAAUGCCUAUGCUCAUCCAAUUUUUAAGGACAGCAUGGACGACGACACUGAUGAUGAGGAGAUACUGAGUAUGGACUUUGAAACCGAAAGUGCGAUUGUGCGCACAAAACGCCAGUCCCGAAAGAAUACACCAUUACCCAGCAGAAACAAUGCGUCAUCUCUUUCUUUGUCUGAUGGCAUUCAAAGUCAUCUAGAGCCUUAAAGAAAAAUGGAAUCACUGUACGUUUGACCUUAGAUCAUUAUUUUCUAGACAGAUUAGGAUUAUGUGCGAUGCAAUACA
This is a messenger RNA of Vigna umbellata (rice bean), 2685 nucleotides long. The record is from RefSeq and is a predicted model, not a curated record. Lineage: Eukaryota; Viridiplantae; Streptophyta; Magnoliopsida; Fabales; Fabaceae.